This is a messenger RNA of Thlaspi arvense, 393 nucleotides long. The record is from the annotation of a GenBank genome assembly. NCBI's taxonomy places the organism in Eukaryota, Viridiplantae, Streptophyta, Magnoliopsida, Brassicales, Brassicaceae.
AUGUAUGUACCCAAGGUCAUAGAAGCAGGAGCCUGGAGCAUUCGUCGUCAACGAGGGGCUCUACCACAAGAGCUGACAGACCGAAUUAGAGCUGAGCCGGUUCCUAUAGAAGACAUGGGAGAGGAUUUGGUUAUGUGGACGCACAAGGAGGACACAUAUUCUGAUAGUUUUUCCUCGUCUCUCAUGUGGAAUCAGAUCAGAAAGACGCGAGACAAGCGAUCAAAAAUCGAUUAUCAAUGGGGACAGAAUGCGAGCGUUGGGGGUAUGAGCAACCGUGCUUAUUCUGUGGUGAUAGAGACGAGACCCGCGAUCAUGCCUGCCCUUCACUUAUACAGUCUGGUUGGAUCUAUUAAGACACUUGGUUGGCACAGCAAUCUCAACUCAAGUAUCUAG